Molecule: messenger RNA, 1074 nt
Organism: Fraxinus pennsylvanica
Lineage: Eukaryota; Viridiplantae; Streptophyta; Magnoliopsida; Lamiales; Oleaceae
Source: the annotation of a GenBank genome assembly
AUGGAUUGGGUUCGUGGUGAAAAAUUGGGUAGUGGAAGCUUUGGAACGGUGAACUUAGCCAUAUCUAGAAGCCAGAGCUCUCAAAUUCCGCAAUUGAUGGCCGUGAAAUCUUGUGGGGUGUCUCUUUCUGAUUCACUUAUGAAUGAGAAAUUGAUACUUGAUGAGCUUAAAGAUUGCCCAGAAAUCAUUCGUUGCUUUGGGGAAAAUUUUACCCAUGAAAACGGUGAGAAAUUGUAUAAUGUAUUGUUGGAGUAUACUUCCGGUGGCUCUUUGGCCGAUAAAGUGAAGAAUUGCCGGGAUAAUCGGCUGCCGGAGAGUGAAGUCCGGCGGUAUACAAAAGCUUUACUCAAAGGGCUUAAUUAUAUUCACAAGUUUGGUUAUGUUCAUUGUGAUAUUAAGCUUCAGAACAUUCUUAUGGGCAAAAAUGGCGGUGUAAAGAUUGCGGAUUUUGGCUUGGCGAAGAGAGUUGGAAGAGAAAAAAUGGGUGAUUUUGGGUGUGAAUUGAGGGGUUCACCACUGUAUAUGUCGCCAGAGAUGGCCAACAGAAACGAGCAGGGUCCUCCCGCGGACAUAUGGGCACUUGGGUGUGUGGUGGCGGAGAUGGUCAGUGGAGCUUCUCCGUGGAGGUGCUUCGGCUUGGCGGAGCUACUGAUGAGAAUCGGCGUUCAUGGAGAGAAGCCGGAGGUGCCCAGUAAUUUAUCAUCAGGAGGAAAAGAUUUUCUAGGAAAAUGUUUUGUUCGUGACCCAAGUAAGAGAUGGACGGCUGAGAUGCUUUUAAACCAUUCCUUUGUUGACGAUCAAGAAUUUGAUGACACUGUUACAUCAAAGGGAAGACGUGAUGAAGAUAAUCCCUCGACCUCUCCGAGGUGUCCAUUGGAUUUCCCAGAUUGUGCAAUUACAUCUUUGCCCUCGCCGGAAUAUUCAUCAAAAUCUAGCUCUUGGUUUAACGAGGAGGCGAAUUUGACAACUGGGUCGAAGUCCAUUCCGCCAGCGGAGAGGUUGCAAGGACUAGUGAGCGAUCAUCAGCCUCGUUGGGUGCGGUCCGGACCAGAUGACUGGCUCACCGUUAGAUGA